Passer montanus (Eurasian tree sparrow) is the source of this 2530-nucleotide messenger RNA. RefSeq names its product relaxin family peptide receptor 3 (gene RXFP3). Bases 160 to 1497 code for a protein of 445 amino acids. Gene Ontology annotation, molecular function: G protein-coupled receptor activity. Gene Ontology annotation, biological process: immune response; G protein-coupled receptor signaling pathway. Gene Ontology annotation, cellular component: membrane. The transcript has a single exon. The record is from RefSeq and is a predicted model, not a curated record. Lineage: Eukaryota; Metazoa; Chordata; Aves; Passeriformes; Passeridae.
CGCACAGCUGUGCCACCGCACGGCCCCGGCACCGCACGGCCCCGGCACCGCACAGCCGUGCCCGCACCCUGCCGCUGCCCCAGCAGCCCGCCCGCCGCCGCCGCUGGUCAGCCUCUGAGGAAAAAGCUCCCGCGGACCCGUCUCCCACCCUAGCAUGGGAUGGGCGAGCCCUGCCAGAGCGGUGCCUGCUCGCCAGCCCCUGGCAUAAAGGAAGGAGCGGACAGGGAGUCCUGGGACACGCCGCUGGGUUUCCUGGAGAGCGUUCAAAUGGACAACGGGAGCAACGUGUCCUUCCUGCAGUUCUUGAAGACCAUCAACCUGGAGCGAGCCGACGGCAUGCAGGGGGACAGUUCUGACGUGGUGCGGAUUGUCAUCUCCCUGGUGUACUCCGUGGUGUGUGCCCUGGGACUGGUGGGCAACCUGCUGGUGCUCUACCUGAUGAAAAGCAAGCAAGGCUGGAGGAAAUCCUCCAUCAAUCUCUUUGUCACCAGCCUGGCAGUGACUGACUUCCAGUUUGUGCUGACCUUGCCAUUCUGGGCAGUGGAGAACGCGCUGGACUUCAACUGGCUCUUUGGCAAGGCAAUGUGUAAGAUCGUCUCCUAUGUGACAGCAAUGAACAUGUAUGCCAGUGUGUUCUUUCUCACUGCCAUGAGUGUGGCUCGAUACCGCUCUGUGGCUUCAGCCUUGAAGAAUCAGCGUCGAGGAGACCCGCUGGUUGGCUGCUGCUCUGCCAAGUGGCUUUGUGCAUUCAUCUGGCUGUCAGCUGUCCUGGCUUCCCUGCCCCAUGCCAUUUUUUCCACCACUGCCACUGUCUUUGAUGAUGUUCUCUGUCUUGUCAAGUUCCCAGAGGGCCGAGGCAACAAUGCCCAAUUCUGGCUGGGUCUGUACCACAUCCAGAAAGUGCUGCUGGGCUUCCUGGUGCCGCUGGUUGUCAUUAGUCUCUGCUACUUGCUCCUGGUGCGCUUCAUCAGUGACAAGCACGUGGGCAGCACCUGCAGCGGCCCCAGCAUCAAGCGCCGCUCCAAAGUGACUAGGUCAGUGUCCAUCGUGGUGCUGUCUUUCUUCUUGUGCUGGCUGCCUAACCAAGCACUUACAACCUGGGGGAUACUCAUCAAACUCAACGUGGUGCACUUCAGUAACGAGUACUUUCUCUCCCAAGUGUACCUCUUCCCCAUCAGCGUGUGCCUGGCACACUCCAACAGCUGCCUCAAUCCCAUCCUCUACUGCCUCAUGCGCAGGGAGUUCCGCAAGGCACUGAAGAGCCUCCUCUGGAGGAUCACCUCACCUUCCCUCACCACCAUGCGCCCUUUCACUGACACCACCAAGCCUGAGAAGGAGGAGCAGGCUCUGCAUGCCAUGAUGCCUGUCCACCCUGUCCCUGCUGCUCCCCGUGCUGCAGCCGUCCAGGCAGAGGUGGCCUAUUACCCGCCCGGGGUGGUGAUGUACAGCAGCCGCUACGACCUGCUGCCUGCCAGCUCCAUGGAGCAGCACUGCUGAGAUGGCAGCGGGCUCUGGGGCGUGGCACGGUGCCAGAUGUGGCCUGGGGAUAUUGAACGCCUGGUCAGGAAAAGGGGAGGAGGGAUGAGUAAAGGAGGACUUCUGUGUGAGAGAUGCUCUUUUGCGGCUUUGUCUGCCCUCGGAGACACUUGAUGGAUGUUGUUGUCUGGAAGAUGCACCCUGAGCUGGAGAACAGGACUAGGAGGAGGUAGUGGUGGGGUGUCUCUAUGAGAUGUCUUUUAGUGCUUCUACCUGUGCUGGGGAACAAGGACUAGUGAGGGUGAUGGGACUCCAUCCAGCAAGGAUGCAGGAUGUGCAAAGCAGCACAGGGAGGUGAGGGGCUGGGCUGGGGGGACUGAGGCUGGAAGGCCUUGGCCACAUCCCCUCAAGCUGGAGUUGCAGGCAGCCCUCCCACCCUAUGUGUUUGUCUGUGGCAGGGAGAGGGAGCUGAGCUGCUUUCCCUGCUGCAGGACCCUGUAAUCAGUGCGGGCCUGGCUGGUCACUGCUUCCUGGGCUCCACUGAGGGCUCAGGGAUCAGACAGCCUCUCUUCUAUCACAAGCCUGCCCUGAGGCGAACAGCCGGGACAAGUGGGUACAAAGCUCCUGCUUGUUCAGGCUUGGCGCCUUUCCCCUCUUCCAGGGACUUGGGAAGGAGCAGGGACAAGGAACACUGUGCUCCCCUCCAGAUCAGUGCAGGAUCUGCUUUUCUAGCUACCCCCCAUCCCCCCAGCUGCUGCCAGGGUAUAAAGCAACCCAGACAGCCAAGGAGAAACCCAAGGAUGGAAUUUGCAGCUUCAUGAGGUGUUCCUUUUCCUGGGUUUGGAGGGAGGGUGUGAGCCCCCUAAUACUGUUCCCUAGCCUCUCUCCAGGCCACUGAGGGGAAAGGAAACCUCACAGCCCCAGACCAUGUGUAGCAAGACAGCAUCUCUCCCAGGGCACUGAGGUUGCAGGCUUAAGUUUUACUGCACUUCAGACUGUUCAUAUUUCACUUCAGGAAAUCAGCACAAAUGUAAAUAAAAUUUUUAAAAAGGGG